CGGGGGUUGCGGGGUCGUGGGCACUCGGCGCGCCGAGGCACGCCGCCUUUGGGCCCGGCCGCUACUGCUGGCUUCAAACGCAGACCCGGAGCUCGAGGACGUAGGUGUCCAGUUUCCUUUGACCUUGAGGACCCGGGAAGGUUCUGUGCGCCAUGGCUAUGACUAGUGUCAGAUUGCCUGCCAGCGUUUUGAGAAAGCCAGAUGCCUGGAUUGGACUCUGGGGAGCACUACAAGGGACACCUUCGUACAAACUCUGUGCUUCCUGGAAUCGAUACUUAUAUUUUUCUAGUACCAAGUUAAACACAUCAAAUUGUAAAACAUUUUUCCAUAACGUUUUCUCACGGAGACUCCCCAGGCUUUUCAUAUCCCCAGAAUAUAUUUUCCCAUUUUCCAUAAGACUCAAAAGUAAUAUAGGCUCUAAAAAAUCCACUGAAAAGACUCUGCAGAAAGCCGCAGCUGAAGAGGACUCUGAUGAGGAGAGCCACGGCGAGAUGAGCGAGCGGGAGGAGGAGCUGGAGGACGACCCUAGUGUGGUCAGAGACUAUAAAGACCUGGAGAAAGUAGUGCAGUCUUUUCGGUACGAUGUUAUCCUAAAGACAGGCCUAGAUGUUGGAAGAAACAAAGUGGAAGAUGCGUUCUACAAAGGCGAACUCAGGCUGAAUGGGGAAAAAUUAUGGAAGAAAAGCAGAACGGUGAAAGUGGGAGAUACAUUGGAUCUUCUAAUUGGAGAGGAUAAAGAAGCAGAAACAGAGACAGUGAUGAGGGUUCUCCUGAAAAAAGUGUUGGGAGAGAAAACUGAAAGCGAGAAGUACAGAGUGGUGUUACGCCGGUGGAAAAAGUUAAAGUUGCCUAAAAAGAGGUCUGCUAUCACUAGGAUGUCAGAAAAACAUUAAGGCUGGAUCUACACGAGGCAAGUAUUUCCAAACGGCAGGAACAGCCCCUUGGCCCCCACGUCCACCGCACGCCGCUCUCCACACAGCCAGGCAGGGUGAGAGGUCGCAGUGACUUCUCACCGGGGCUCUCAGGACCCCAUCCCAAUCAGACAAGAAGCAAACAUUGGGGGGGGGGGAGGAAAGGGGUGGAAACUGAGGCCAUCUCUGUAGGAACGCAAGUGGCCAUGCUGCGGUGUGUGGUCAGGCCAGUGACUCUUACCAUUGAAACAGCUAAUCCUUUCACCACUAAGUAGAUCCCAUUGGUUGGUUGAUGAUUGCUGCUGAUGCGGCACCCCCUCCACCCAAACUUAAGGAGAAAGGAAGAUUUGGGGCCAACGCUGAAGGGGGAGGGGCACGCUUUUGCCCAUGACACUAGACAACUUUAUUCCCUGUCAAACAUUUGUUGUCAUGUAGACACAGCCAAAGUGAACUGAAGCAGGAUUAGAACACUUAGUACAUUCAUGACUACCUUCAUACAUUCUUUUAAAACUUACUAACAGAGAAAACGAGGGACACUACCACCUACUGUGACUGGCUAUUUUACUUACCAUCAGAAUGUGUCUGUGCUAAUUCUUUAGUUCUCCAGAUACGAAGAAAAAAGUAACCCCAAAACAAACAAGUAAAAACCCAUGAAUUUAGAUGGGGAGGGGGACGGGGUUUACCAACACAUUUUAUGGAAAACAUUAAAUUUUGAAAAAAAGUUAAGUAUUUUGUACUUCUAUUGCUUCGUGUAAAAAACUGCCCUGGAGCCUUGGAGCCCACCUGUAUGGCUGGAGAACUGAGGACACCAUACAGACAGACACCUGCAGGUGUUUCCUGGUGAGACAGUCCAGAGGGACAGGAAACAACUUCCCAGAGUGCGUCCACCUCUCUUCUCUAAAAGGGACUCUAAGAUUUGGGGCGGGGGUGGGGUGGGGUGGGGAGGAGAAGCCCUACGCAGGAAAGGUAUUAAGGAAACCACCAAAAUAACAGCUUCCAAAAACUGAACAUGCUCUAGGCUGUGAAGAAACACAUUUCAUUCCUAGAACCUGUUGAUUUCUCUAACGUGGGUAGAUAGGACUUUGCGUUAUUAAUAAAUGAUUGUGCUUCUGAAGUUGCAGGGUCAGAGUCCACCCUCUAGAAAGCAGGGCAAUUUUCGCAUGGCUUGGAAUCCUCUUGGACACAUCCUAGAGACCAGAACAAAUUCCAUGGCACUCUCCAACCAACAGGGCUGGCGGGCGAGAGCGCCACCGCCAUCUUUGGGUAGGGCACGUGCACGCGCACACGCGCACGUGUGUGUUGGAGAGACUAAGGCAUAGAGAAAGGCCCAAGUGAGGAGGAAAAAGUGAGUUUCCUGGAUGCUCUAGUCCCUUCUUUCCAGGCACAAAGAGGCUGAGCUUGUUAUUCCUAUAGGCCCCCUUCAUCCCACUUAAGUUGUUUCGUAGGAAGAAAAUGUAUGUGCACGUGUGGGUGGGUGUGGGUGUAGGUGAGAGAGUCCUUAAGUCCCUGUGCAUUUCUAAAUUGCAAUAAUUUAGGGCUGCAGUUUCAACAGAAAUAAUCUGUAAGUGACAUUUAAAAGCGAAUUUACUAAAGUUAGAUCAGCAACUUUACAUUGCUCAAAAUCUUGUCAUUAAAAAGAAAAAAAAAAAAAAAGCCCUCUGGGUGUAGGUAAAAUUACGUCAAAAAGUCACCAGAACUGAAGUCCUUAUCGGUUGUAUAAAGAAAAUUCACAGAUUGUUUCGAUCACUUCUGCAUUUUAAGGUAGCAAAACAUUAAGCCACUAGGCUAUUCAAUCAGCAACAUCCCACAAGGGUUUUAGGACUACCCUGGGUGAUUCAGUUCAUUUUCCGAGUUUCUGGUAGGAUGUAUUCAGCUUGGGUUACACUGUCUCCUUUCCCUCGUAGGGACUGGGACCCCAAAGUCAGGUAGGUAAAGGUAUUGUUUUUCAGGACUUUACGUGCUGGGGAAUUUCCCGAUUGGUAGUCCUGGAGAGUAUGCCACUGGCCCGGAGCAGUCUGGCCUUCCCAACCAGUGAGGAGAGAUGUCUUACUCCAAGGCCAAGUGACUGGCCAGGUGUAGGGCGGCAGAGCUCCUAGGGGGUCCGAAGGGACAACUGAGUGGACUCUGGCAAGGGACAGGGGAGCCCCAUUUGAAUGACCUGUGACCUUCCAAUGCCAAAUAUCCCCAAGAGGGCCCGAGGCCUGGGCUUGCCCUGAGGAACAAGGAUGUGCUACCGACCGGAGGGGCUAACACUGAGGUGUGGUGAGACCACCAGACAGCUCCCAGAACCUGGGUGUCACACAGAUACAUACACGGAAAGUAAACAGCUUUGGUGAGCCCAAAGGGGCCCAUCCUUAAAUCAAACAAGAAGCUAAACACCCACACAGACUGUUUUCCAAGGAAAUGUGUCUGCCCCUCCAAACAGCAUCCUUGUGUAGAGAGGGAAGGGGGCAGUGGAAGGACACAGCUCAAAUGACAUUGUGUACGUGUUUCCACGUCUAUCUACAUUCAUAUCAUCAUCAUCAUCAUCAUCAUCAUCGUCAUCAUCCAGUGUUCUUGUCUACAUAGAGUGAGCACGACAUUCUACCCACAUGGCAACUACAAACAGGCCAGGCCGCGUGAGGCCCCUUCCUCAGCACCACAGUGGAAAGGAGAACGCGACCAUGGUGGGAAAGGACAUCACACUAUUCCAUCCCUUCUACUGCCAUCCAGGGGGCAUCUUGAUCCUUCUAAAAUCAGAUGUAAAAGACAAGGUCAGGAAAAUUGGUCUCUGUGCCACCUGAAGCUAUUAUUGGCCAUCAUGCAUGAACAUGGCACUUGUAAAAAUUUCAUAAAUCUGAAACCAUCUUAAAAAAAAAAAAAAAUCCCAGCAACUGAAGUCAUCUUACA
Messenger RNA from Felis catus (domestic cat), 3800 nucleotides. RefSeq names its product mitochondrial transcription rescue factor 1 (gene MTRES1). Bases 153 to 893 code for a protein of 246 amino acids. The transcript has 5 exons. Lineage: Eukaryota; Metazoa; Chordata; Mammalia; Carnivora; Felidae. The record is from RefSeq and is a predicted model, not a curated record.